UAACAACCACAAAUGUGUUGCGAACAUGUCCCAUUAAUUGUCCGUUACGGCUAGAGACAGAUCAGACCCAGGAUAGCUAUUGUCUUGACAAGGGCAUUUGAUUUGGGACCUGUAGGCUUAAUUCAUGGACCUUGGGAUAUGCAGGCUUACUUGACGAAAGAUUGGUACCAGACGAAAGAGGAACUCGGGUUGUAUAUAUACAUAAAGAAGAAAUAAACAAUUAACUUUAUAAUUUUCUUAAAAUUUUCUAAGAUAAAAAUAAUCUGUACAAUACGCAAUACGCAAUACGCACGGAUAAAUAAAUAUUUCAAAAUUAUGUCUUGAAUUAUUCAUCUUAGUUUUUAUUAAAAUCGAUUUAUCUAUUAAAAACAAAUAACUUGCAGACAGCUGUGACCGUUAUCAUAUCACAUAUGUAUGUACAGAAUUGACACGUCACAGAUAUUAAUAUCAGUCACUAUUGUUAUUUCUCAUAUUUUGCUCGCAUCGUUAGGAACUCGUUUCAUUUAAAUUGAAAAUUAUCAAACAAAUAUUUUAAUGUCGGUCGAAUUUGAACAAAAUUAUAAUAUGCGGGUCCGGUCUUUGUGCCCAGCUUUGGCAGAAAUAGCACGAGUUGAAUUGAAUGAAGACACCAAGAGUCUUGAAGAAAGUAUACGAUGUUUAAAGCAAUGGAUACAAAAACAACCACAUUUAAGAGCUAGAACCGAUGACCAAUGGCUAGCUGCGUUUUUACGUGGAACUAAAUUUAGAUUAGAACAAACCAAAAGCAAAAUGGACCUCUAUUAUUCACUAAGAAGUACGGCGCCGUAUCUUUAUAAUAUUAAAUAUUAUGAUCCUAAGGUUAUAGAAAUUAUAAAUAUAGGAUGCACUUUAAUAUUACAGAAAACUAAGAACCCAGCGGAUCCCAGAGUUAUUAUAUACCGCUUAGGUUUAUGUGAUCCCAAAAAAUUCUCUUUGAUAGACAUAUUAUCAGUCUUUGGAUUUCAAGAACAGAUUUGUUUUAUGGAAGACGAUAAUUUCGUUGUUUCUGGAGCAGUUAAUGUUGUGGAUUUAACCGGUUCUACACUUGCCCAUUACACAUCAACAUCUAUCAAACAGAUAAGAAACAUAAUUAGAGCUAACCAGGAAGCGGUACCAUUGAGAAUAAAAUCAAUGCAUUUCAUCAAUACUUCACCGUUUUUGGAAACAUUUCUUAACAUAAGCAAAAGAUUUAUGAGUGAAAAAAGCAAAAAUAGAAUAAUGAUACACAAUAAGAAUAUAGAAUCUUUGCAUGAAUACGUACCAAUAGAAGUAUUACCAGAGGAGUACGGAGGAACGGGUGACAGUAUUCAGAGUUGUAUAGAUCAUUGGAAGAAAAAAAUGUCAGACUACAGUUCAUUCUUUGAAGAUGAUCUGAAAUUUGGAAGUGACGAGUCAAAACGUCCGAGAAAAUCUAUAACACAGUUUGUCGUUUCAAACGGGUUUAAGAUUAUUUCACGUCGUAUUUCGUGUGUGAAAGACAUUGGUCUGAAUUGCAUAAAAAUUGUCGUGUGUUAUAAAAAUAAAUUGACGAUACCACAAAUGAUACGCGAAUUAUCUCCGGAAUUGGCAAAAAUUGCCAAGAAUGAGUUGAAUGAAAAUCCAACUCAAGUUGCCAGUGAUUUACAAAAUUUAAAGGAAUGGAUAUCAAAGCAGUCCCAUUUGAGGGCAAGAACAGAUGACCAGUGGCUUAUUGCUUUACUCAGAGGCUGCAAGUUCAGUCUAGAACGUGUAAAAGCGAAGUUAGAUCUAUUCUACACUUUACGGACAACUGCUCCUGAAGUUACCUUACGACAAAAACCGACUGAACCUCAAUUUUUGGAAUUUCUCAGACUAGGUACAUGCGUUAUUUUGCCUCAACCCAAAAACUCGCUAAGCCCUUGUGUUAUCCUUAUACGAGCGGGAGAAUAUGAUCCAGAUAAAUAUAAUGUUGCCGAUAUCAUGUGUAUUUUGUAUUAUUUGGUACAGAUUUUAGUUAUUGAAAAUGAUACGGCGACCGUGAUGGGAACAGUGAUAGCUGUUGAUUAUCAAAACGUUACUUUAAAUCAUCUAACACAAGCGAGCCCUAGUCUGUUGAAGAAGUUAGUGGCAGUCAGUCAGGAUUCACUGCCUCUUCGUCUAAAAGGCAGUCACCAUGUAAAUGUGCCGUCUGGUAUUGAAAUUAUAUUCAAGCUCGUAUCUGGAUUUCUAGGCGAAAAGGCAAGAGAAAGACUAAAGAUAUACAAAACAAACGAAGAUUUAUUAAAGAACUUACCAAAAGAAGUAAUGCCUACCGAAUAUGGAGGUACUGGGGGUCCAUUAAAUGAUAUAAUCGAGUAUUGGGCAAAGAAAAUAGUCGAAUACAGACCAUGGAUGGAAAAAGAAAUGGAGUUCGGAACUGACGAAUCAAAACGAACAAAUGAAAAUAUGUCAAACAAGGGGUCAUUCCGAAAACUGGAUAUAGAUUAAAAAAAUUACUCAAGUAUUUAAUAUAGAUAUCAAUAUGGUCAUAUGUGAAUCAAUUUAUGAAUGUAUUUUUUAAAUGUUCUUUUCUGAUUCUAAAAUCAAGGAAAUAACUUUUUUUUGAUUGAAUAACAACACACGAAAUGUAAUUUUAAAGAUUAUUAAAAUCUCUACAUUGGAAGUAUUAA
Nymphalis io (European peacock) is the source of this 2645-nucleotide messenger RNA. RefSeq lists its product as uncharacterized. The transcript is spliced from 15 exons. Gene Ontology annotation, cellular component: membrane. Bases 535 to 2463 code for a protein of 642 amino acids. Gene Ontology annotation, molecular function: phosphatidylinositol bisphosphate binding. The record is from RefSeq and is a predicted model, not a curated record. Lineage: Eukaryota; Metazoa; Arthropoda; Insecta; Lepidoptera; Nymphalidae.